AGUUGAUAGGAUCCUGUCUGGAUUCUUUAAGUCCCUAGAUUGAGUCAGUAGUUUUGUCAGUCAGGGGGAGUAGCGUCUAAGUGGUGAGAAGUGGAACCAUUGUCUGGUUGUGCACCUAUCACCACGGUUGACUUUCGUAGUGGGAAGAGUACUGUCCCCCAAUCCGAGGCCGAGUAGGCCCGGAUCGCCGCCAUCCUGAGAGAGAGAAAAGAGAAGAAAGAGCUCCUCAAGCAGGCGAAGCUAAAGCCUAUAGCAGAGGAGCAGACAGCGAAGAAGAAGUUAGAAGAGGAGAUGUUGAGAUUCAAGAAGGAGAAGAUGAUAAUGUUAGAGCAGGAGGAAGAAGAGAAGAGAAAGGCUGCCGAGGAAGAAGUAGCGGCAGAAGAAGAGGAGGAGGUAGAGGAAGAACCCCUUGAAAGGAGGCGAGGAGAGUUUGCGCGCGACGUGGUGACCCACGUCGGGGCCGAACUCAAGAAGCUAAAGGAAGGCGCAGAGAAGUUUUGUGCCGGCGCCAUUGAGGGUGCAAAGGUAGUGGCCACAGCAGAGGCCGAGUCGCGUCCCCGCAAAGAGCCUGUACAACUCAAGUUUCCUAAUUCUUAUAACUGGAAGAAGGACGAAAGUUUUGACAACUGGGAAGCCAGUGUCAAUACUUAUGUGUAUUUGCAACAUAUUGCCCCCGAGGAGCAAGUCCUCGUCGCCUUCCAUGCAUUGAAGGACGAAGCGGCCAGCUUCGCCAGGUCCCUCACGCGCGCUGCCGAUUGUGGGCAUAACAUGAUUGCGUAUUCUAGACUCACCCCUCUCUCCACUUUUCUCAAACUCCUGCGCGAGAGGUUUGCUGACGUCACGAGAGGCGUCAGGGCCUCUAACAAGCUCCAAACCAUCCACUUGCGGCAAUUGAGGAGUGCGAGAGCACUCAAAGGUGUCAUGGACGACUUGGUAGCCGUCCCGGACCAUGGGGUCACUAAGACCCAGUUGCUUAAGAAAGAGGCGAUCUGGCAGUGGGAUAAAGAUUGCACGUCUGCGCUAAAGAAAUUGAAGCACGCGUUGAUAGAGUACCCUGUCCUCAAAGUAGCAAAUCCGUCCUUGCCAUUUGUUGUCACCAUGGACGCGAGUCAGUAUGGUAUAGGCGCCGUGUUACAGCAGGACGACUAUGAUGGCUACAAACCCGUAGAGUUCAUGUCGGGGAGGAUGCCCUCAGAGAAGGUUGCUACCUCCACGUACGAGAGGGAACUCUACGCUCUCAGGCAGGCCUUAGAACACUGGAAGCAUUACCUGCUUGGGAGGCACUUCAAGGUGUAUUCAAACCAUGAGACACUUAGAUGGCUGAAGACACAAGCCAAAAUGACACCUAAGUUGACUAGGUGGGCCGCUGAGAUAGACCAGUACGACUUUGAGCUCAAGCCAGUUAAGGGCAAGUAUAAUGUAGUUGCGGAUGCUCUGAGUAGGAGAUCAGACUACUUUGGAGCUAUCGUUCACUAUCUGGACAUAGGGAGUGACGUGCAGGAGAAAGUUAGACAGGCUUAUGCGCAUGACCCUAUCUAUAGUGACCUCCUCAAAAGAGUUAAGGCGGCCCCAGAGACCGAGCCAGAUUACCGCACUAGAGGGGUGCGUGUGGGAAUCCGAAUGUACAAAUAUGUGGCCGAAGAACGAGCUGCAGGAAGGAUGCCUUUUAUCGAUCCAUUCAAAAAGCGCUAUCCUCAUUCCUAUCAUGGAGUUCCUCUAGGUGGCAUCGGGGGAGGUAGCAUUGGGCGCGGGUGGAGAGGGGACUUCCGGCGGUUUCAGUUAUUACCUGCUGUAUGUGAAGAGGAACCAGUUAUGGCUGAUCAGUUUUCGGCAUUUGUAUUCCGUGGCAAUUAUGGACGUGAGCUACAGUCAUACAGCUCAGUGUUGUAUCCGGGGAAAAAGGAGGAGACGUCCAAUCGAGAGCUCAUGGCGGCGGCAACGGAGGCAGGGCUUGGAGAGGAAGAGGUUGGGAGAGGAAUUUGGCUGAGCGUGAUGUCAUCUAGGCCGAUUUGCGAGAGAGUAGAGGUGGCAGUGAUUGUGGCAGAAGCAGAGGCAGCGAGAGAAUUUGUGGAUGUAGAAGCGGAAAGAGUAGAGGCUGCAGUGACCGUGGCAGAAGUAGAGGUAGCGAUAGAAGUUGCGGAUGUUGAAGCGGGAAAAACUUGGAUAUUUGUAGCAGUUGUCGAUGGUGAGGUCUUCGACAUCUUGUUUGGUGGCGAUUUUGUCAGAGAACCUGCAGGGCAAACAAAAGAAACCGGGAAGGCAGUCAGAAAGAAUGGGAGCAAGUGACCGAAAAGCUCAUUAAAGGAUUUCUUUGUAUACAAUAUU
Molecule: messenger RNA, 2325 nt
Organism: Chara braunii
Lineage: Eukaryota; Viridiplantae; Streptophyta; Charophyceae; Charales; Characeae
Source: the annotation of a GenBank genome assembly